Molecule: messenger RNA, 820 nt
Organism: Polyodon spathula (Mississippi paddlefish)
Lineage: Eukaryota; Metazoa; Chordata; Actinopteri; Acipenseriformes; Polyodontidae
Product: organic solute transporter subunit alpha-like
Exons: 4
Coding region: 263-805 (180 amino acids)
Biological process (GO): transport
Molecular function (GO): transporter activity
Source: RefSeq, a predicted model, not a curated record
UUAUCCAGCCUGAACGAUCACACUUAUGCACACUGAUUUGCUGGAGAUACUGUGAGCGCACAGUACGGGGGCGUGUGUAUAUACAAUAACAAACGCAGCAAUUCACCUAGAAGGGCAGUAACAAGAAAACUCUCUGUACAGAGAGGACUGCUCGGGAAGCCAGCAGCGGGGAUAGUGGUCACUUUGUCCGCAUGAAAUAGAUCUCUACUUUACAGAUUAAUUCGUAAGUAAAAGGAUCCGACACCUUUGCAACUUUCCAAGAAUGGAUGACUUCGGGAAUGUUACAAUCGAUCCGUAUUGCACGGGGAAGCCGCCCCUGGCUAUCGAGAUCAUACUAAAUCUGGAUGUGUUUGGGAUUGUCCUGUAUGCAGUGCUGACUGUGAUGGCAUUGAUCUCGGUGCUGGUGUACAUGGAGGAAGCCGUGUACAUCUACAAAAAGAUUCCUGGACCAAAGAAAACACCCAUUAUGUGGGUGAGUGGGGCGGCUCCGCUAAUAAGUACGACGGCUUGCCUCGGGAUGUGGGUUCCACGUUCGACCAUGUUCACAGACUUCACUGCAGCCGCGUACUUUGCCAUCGUCAUUCACAUGUUCCUCCUGAUGAUGAUUGAGGAGUGUGGAGGUGACGAGGGCUUCCUGAAACGAUGUGGCAAAGACCGUCUGAAGAUCAGUACUGGCCCCUGCUGCUGCUGCUGCCCAUGCCUCCCCUACGUGGGCAUCUCGAGGUCAGUCUCUCGUCAUGUUCAUGGACUUCCUGUUAACACAAGCAGACACUCUGCUUUAAGACUCCCAGCCUCCCCCUUAUAAAAGUUUACCAUAGUU